AUGUUGUCAGUUUCGCCGAAUUCAAUGGCUAGGAGUUCGUUGGAGGAAAUGCUAGAUUCCCUCCGGCGAAGGGACGAGGAAGAGAAGCCCAAGGAUUUGCCGCCAGCUCUUCCCACCCGGCCGAGGCCGACUUCCAAGACUCGACUUCCGUCUGCCAAGCGACCAUUGCCGACUAGUUUUGAAUCAGGGGAGACUACAGAAGCAGACAAGUUGAAUAAUUGUGCGAAAAAGGGAGAAAAGAACUCCAGGGGGCACAGACCGACUAACAACAGUUUUGGCUCUAAGAAAGCAAAGCCAGAGGAGUCCAGUGAGUCUCCGUAUAUUAGAGUGCCGGAGAAGAACGAAUUUGAAGAGAGAUUGGAAAAGGACGACGGUGCAAAUCUGGCUAAUUCCGCCCCCGCUUCACUGCCCAAGUUUAGAGAAUCCGAGUGGGAUGACAACAUUGGUUAUUUUAUCAAAAAGAAACUCCGUGUUUGGUGUCGUCCACGAAACCGGCAAUGGGAGUUGGGACAAAUCCAGUCAACUAUAGAAGAGAAAGCUUCUGUUCUACUAGCAGAUGGAAGUGUUUUGUCUGUUCCACUUGCGGAGCUCUUACCUGCAAAUCCUGACAUUCUUCAAACAGUGGAUGAUCUUAUACAACUUAGCUAUUUGAAUGAGCCAUCAGUUGUUCACAAUCUUGAACACAGAUUUUCGCAGGACAUCAUCUAUAGUAAAGCUGGCCCUGUUUUAGUUGCAAUCAACCCCUUCAAAGAUAUUCAGCUUUAUGGCGAAGAUGUAAUUGCAGCUUACAGACAAAAUCUGUUGGACAGUCCUCAUGUUUACAUGAUUGCGGAUACAGCCUACAAUGAGAUGAUGAAUGAUGGAGUAAAUCAGUCCAUUAUUAUCAGUGGGGAGAGUGGAGCUGGGAAGACUGAAACAGCAAAAGUUGCAAUGCAAUAUCUAGCUUCCCUUGGAGGAGGCAGCGGUGGGAUAGAACACGAAAUCCUGCAGACGAGUUCCAUUUUGGAGGCCUUUGGGAAUGCAAAAACAUCUAGGAAUGAUAACUCCAGCAGAUUUGGGAAGUUGAUUGAAAUUCAUUUCAGUGCAGCAGGAAAAAUUUGUGGCGCUAAAUUACAGACAUUUCUACUAGAGAAGUCUAGAGUUGUUCAGCUGGCCUGUGGUGAGAGGUCGUACCACAUCUUUUACCAACUUUGUGCUGGAGCCCCUUCAAGUCUCAGAGAGAGACUCAAGUUGAAGGAGGCAAAGGAGUACCACUAUCUCAAGCAGAGUGGCUGCUUGGCUAUUCAUGAAGUCGAUGAUGCUCAAAAGUUCCAUUCGCUUAAGGAAGCCUUCGGUACCCUCAGAAUUUGCAAUGAGUAUCAAGAAUAUGUUUUUGAGAUGCUUGCUGCUGUAUUAUGGCUGGGGGAUAUAGCUUUUCAAGUGAGUGACAAUGAAAACCAUGCUGAGGUAGUGGAUAGUGAAGCCGUUACCAAUGCAUGCAGCUUGUUAGGUUGCAGUUCCCAGGACCUCAUUCUAACUUUAACCACUCGUAAAAUACGAGCCGGCAAGGAUAUGGUAGCGAAGAGAUUGACCCUCCAACAGGCCAUUGAUAAUAGAGAUGCUUUGGCAAAGUUUAUCUAUUCGAGCCUGUUUGAGUGGCUCGUAGAUGAGAUCAAUAAGUCACUGUCAACAUGCAAACAAUUUACUGGGAGAUCAAUAAGCAUUUUAGAUAUAUACGGAUUUGAAUCAUUCAAGAAAAACAGUUUCGAACAGCUCUGUAUAAACUAUGCAAAUGAGAGACUCCAGCAGCAUUUUAAUCGGCAUCUGUUUAAACUGGAGCAGGAGGAUUAUGAUGUGGAUGGAAUUGAUUGGACGAAGGUAGAAUUUGAAGACAAUCAAGACUGUCUGAACCUGUUUGAAAAUAAACCUAUUGGGCUGAUAUCUCUGUUGGAUGAGGAGUCAAAUUUUCCUAGGUCCUCAGAUUUGAGUCUAGCAGAUAAACUUAAGAAGCACUUGGGUGCCAAUUCUUGUUUCAAAGGAGAAAGAGGUGGUGCCUUCAGCAUUCACCACUAUGCAGGGGAGGUUCUUUAUGACACAAGUGGCUUUCUGGAGAAAAAUAGAGAUCUGAUCCACUUUGAUACCAUCCAGCUACUAUCUUCUUCCAGCAGUUAUCUUCCUAAAUUGUUUGCCUCUUUAGUGACUAAAAUGUCCUCAAAUGUUGCAAGUCCACCUUUGCAAUCAGGAGUAUUGGUUUCACAGAAGCAAAGUGUUGGAACCAAGUUUAAGGGUCAGUUGUUUAAAUUGAUGCAGCACUUGGAGAACACUACCCCACAUUUCAUUCGUUGCAUAAAGCCAAACAACAAGCAGCUCCCUGGACUCUAUGAAAAAGAUCUUGUACUGGAUCAGCUUAGAUGCUGUGGGAUUCUAGAGGUUGUCAGAAUUUCAAGAUCUGGGUAUCCCAAGCGAAUUACCCAUCAGGAAUUCGCCAGAAGGUACGGAUUCCUUCUUCAGGAGAAUCAUACGAACCAAGAUCCAUUGAGUUUGUCAGUUGCCAUAUUACAACAAUUUGGUAUCCUGCCCGAAAUGUAUCAAGUUGGUUUGACCAAAUUAUUUUUCCGUGCAGGACAGAUUGGUGUAUUGGAGGACAUAAGGAAACAAGUCCUUCAAGGCACUCUAGAGGUGCAAAAGUGCUUUCGUGGUCAUCGGGCUCGUCGUUACUUCCAUGAGCUCAAGCAAGGAGUAACUACUCUGCAAUCAUUCAUUCGCGGUGAAAUUGCCAGAAAAGAGUAUGGUGCAUUGGUAAAUAGACAGUCUGAGCAGCAGCUUACUGCAGUUGUGCAGAUACAAUCGGUGAUCCGAGGCUGGUUGGCUCGAAGGCAUUUUGUGCACUUGCAGAGUUCUGGGACAUUGCUCGUUGAUAAAAAUAAAAGAGGGAGGAGGCUUUCGGAAGUGAUGGGAUUGGCUCGAGAAAAUUUGCCUUCUGUCGUGGAAGAGCUUCAGAGGCGAGUUGUAUUGGCAGAAACGAACCUGAGUAAAAAGGAAAAAGAAAAUGCUGUGUUGAGAGAGCAAGUGCAAGAGUUUGAGGCACGUUGGUUAGAGUAUGAAGGCAAAAUGAAGUCGAUGGAGGAUAUGUGGCAAAAGCAGAUGGUUUCGUUGCAGAUGAGUCUGGCCGCAGCAAAGAAAAGUCUUGGUGCCGACCAAGCAGCUAUUCAACCUGCAAGGCUUGAGGGUUUAACAUCACCUCGUUACUAUGAUUCCGAGGACACAAUGUCUGGAGGAACUCGAACUCCUGGUGGUAACACCCCAGUGAAAUUUGGUAAUAAUGGUUUAGAUGUUGGAACCGGUGGGCGAGAAACUAAUUCCGGAUUGAAUUCAGUGGGUCACUUGGUGAAGGAGUUUGAACAUAGGAAACAAACUUUCGAUGAUGAUGUCAAAGCGAUUGUAGAAGUGAAGUCAGGAGAAAGCUCUUACGAGGAACUUCGGAGACUAAAACUUAUGUUUGAGACCUGGAAAAAGGAUUACAAGACCCGUUUAAGAGAAGCUAAGGCAAAAGCAAAACUAAAUAAGCUUGGGCAUGCAGAUGGAGAGAAAAAAACCCGAAAAUGGUGGGGAAAAAAGAGCAAGAAAUAUUAG
Oldenlandia corymbosa var. corymbosa is the source of this 3612-nucleotide messenger RNA. Lineage: Eukaryota; Viridiplantae; Streptophyta; Magnoliopsida; Gentianales; Rubiaceae. The record is from the annotation of a GenBank genome assembly.